CCGGGCGCGCGACUCGGACGUCAGGGGACGCCGCGCCGCUGCCCGGCCGCGGCCAUGCCCAAGCGGGGCUGCCCCUUCGCGGACGCGGCCCCGCUGCAGCUCAAGGUCCGCGUCGGCGUGCGGGAGCUGAGCCGCGGCGUGUGCUCCGAGCGCUACUCGCGGGCCAUCUUCGAGAAGACCCAGCGGCUCCUGUUUCGCGGCGCCCAGGCCGGUGCGGACCACGCGUGGGAGGACAGCUGCGCCGUGGUGGACCUGCCCGAAUCCCCAGAGCCCGGCCCCACCAGGACCCCGCGCGCCUCGCGCGGGCAGCUGCUGAUCGGACCCGACGGGCGGCUGACCAGGCGCCCCGCGCAGGCCGCGGACACGGACCCCCUGGGUGCCGGGUCCGGGGGCUGCGCCUCCUGCGUGCACGCCCUGGUCGGGAAGGCGGUGUGCGGGCAGUGCGAGCGCGCCCUGUGUGCCAGCUGCGUGCGCACCUGUGCCAGCUGCGGAGCGCCCACCUGCGCCCUCUGCGCCCUCGUGGAUGGCGGUGACGUCCCCGAGAAGCUGCUGUGUGCCAGUUGCGUCAUGUUCGAAGGCUGAGCCGCGACGUGCCGUGGGCGGGGGGCGUCUAUUUUAUGUUUUGUGCUUCUGAGUGCGGGAAAAUAAACAUG
This is a messenger RNA of Sorex fumeus (smoky shrew), 653 nucleotides long. It is a transcript of the gene SIVA1, whose product is annotated as SIVA1 apoptosis inducing factor. Gene Ontology annotation, molecular function: CD27 receptor binding. The transcript has 4 exons. The record is from RefSeq and is a predicted model, not a curated record. Gene Ontology annotation, biological process: extrinsic apoptotic signaling pathway. Lineage: Eukaryota; Metazoa; Chordata; Mammalia; Eulipotyphla; Soricidae. Bases 55 to 582 code for a protein of 175 amino acids.